Messenger RNA from Schizosaccharomyces japonicus yFS275, 4344 nucleotides. RefSeq names its product phospholipase. The record is from RefSeq and is a predicted model, not a curated record. Bases 1005 to 2963 code for a protein of 652 amino acids. Gene Ontology annotation, biological process: phospholipid catabolic process; lipid catabolic process. Lineage: Eukaryota; Fungi; Ascomycota; Schizosaccharomycetes; Schizosaccharomycetales; Schizosaccharomycetaceae. Gene Ontology annotation, molecular function: glycerophospholipase activity; phosphatidylcholine lysophospholipase A1 activity; hydrolase activity. Gene Ontology annotation, cellular component: extracellular region. The transcript has a single exon.
AUUUCUAGUAGCUAUGUAAGCUGUAUGCGUUUCACUUUUUGUCGCCAAUCUUUCGUAAGUAUAAAUUUCUUGCUUCCCCGUGGCCAAAUUGUCAAUUACCAAGGCAGGGAAUAUGGUGUAGUCAAAAACAUAAGACCAUAAUACAUGGUACAAAAAGUUAUGGUCAGAUACUAAGUACUAAAUGAUUAAACUCACAAUGGAUUGACAAAAGCUGCUACGACACGAGUUCCCCGCCUUCUUGUUUGUCCGUAAAACAGAGGGAAUUUACUUGAUGAUUUCGUUGAUUGCGAAGCAUAUAAUCGCAAGAAAUUCGAGAGGCACAAUUGCUUGUCUUGGCGUCUCGGCGUCCCUUCUAGCUAAGAAACUGUUGCCGAAAUCCAGAGGUCCCGUCUCAACAAUGCUCGUGACACAUCCGCCGCUGAUUGGCUUAGCGAGCUGAAUUUCGGCAAGCUAGUUUUACUCUCGUCCGUUAAUUGGGUCCACCUCCUCAGCUUCUCGGAAUGAUGUCAGUUUUCGGCAACGAUGCUUAAGCUUCUCUUGAUAUGUCUUGGCAAAACGUGGAAGUGCCGAAAACGUUCAACCGCUACUACCGGAAUUGUUACCCACGUUUCGUGAUGUUACUCGUUGAACGGUGAAAAUGCCGAAAUCCUCUGGGGUGAGGUAGCAUUUGCCGAAGCAGAGCUAUUGGUAUAUAUAGGCGCGCAGUGCUGGUGCUGGGCGGCUUUGUUCAGCACUGUGGUCAAGACGCGUGGUUUACAGCUGUUAUAGCUCCUUUUCGUGUUUCUUGCAUUCUUCGGUCGUUCCGUGGAUACAACAAAACUAAUAACCUGUGCAAUUUAUUAACCUGCAAAAACAAGGUUGCAAUUGCCUGACCUACUAAUUCUUUGUGUUUCUUUGUUUCUCUUUGUUCUUCGUCCUCUACUCUUUUGAAUUCGACGACGGCUACUGAGCAUUACACUCGAGCUUAAUUUUACUUAACGUCGUACAUAAAUAACAGGCCGACAAUGCGCAGCUUGACUUGUACUCAAUUAUUAUAUGCGAUUGCCCUGUUUUUCGGGCUCUCGCAGGCAGUUCCCGCUUCUGAAGACGAAUCCAUCUCGGAAGCUGUCGCUCUUUCCAGACGUGCUUGGAAGCGUCCUCCUGACCCGCCUUCCACUGAUGCGUCGUACGCACCAAAAAUUGGACAGUGCGGUAAUGGCACUGAUCUUUUGACCACUAUUCCCAGUAACUCCUUGCCUGAAUUGGAGGCCGAUUAUAUCACGAAGCGCAAAACUAGUGCCGAUACUGCCUUGCUCAAAUUCUUGGGACAAUACAAUGUCACCAACCACACAUUGAGCAACCUUGUUGGUGAGAAUGGCCCUCGUGUCGGUAUUGCUGUCUCCGGCGGUGGUUUCCGUUCGUUGUUUUUUGCUGGCGGUGCUUUGGAGGCUAUGGAUGCCCGUACCCCCAAUAGCUCUCUCGGUGGUCUUUUGCAAUCAUCUACCUACCUUACUGGUUUGGACGGCGGUGCAUGGCUUGUCGGUUCAUUGGCCGUCAACAAUUUCCGCACCGUUCAAAACUUGAGCGAGAGUGCUUGGUACUCGCGUCUUGGUAUUUUCUACAUUGUUGACACUCAUGUGGGUGACAAUGAAAACUACUAUACAAAUGUCUGUAAUGAGGUUGACCAGAAGUCUGCUGCUGGUUUCAAUAUCAGUAUGACUGACUACUGGGGACGUGCCCUUGCUCGCCGUGUCACUGGUAUGCUUCGUGGUGGCCCUAACACGACAUUCUCUUCUGUCCAAAAUGCUGCUUGGUUCAAAAACGCUAGCUUCCCAUACCCUGUCAUGGUUGCUGAAGGUCUCUCAUCGAACUUGCCCAAGUUUCACAACGGUACCCAAUACAACUCCAGUGUGUAUGAAAUCUCGCCCUAUUACUUCGGUACCUUUGACAACGGUGUGCGUGCCGUCAUGCCCACUUACUAUUUGGGCACUAACUUGACCAAUGGUUCUGCAACGAACGGUCAAUGUGUUACGUUGUAUGACAACCUCGGUUUCUUGAUGGGAACAACUUCCACUCGUUUUAACGAAGCUUUACUCGGUGUGAGUAUGAUGGAGUCUAGAAUGAGUCGUCGUCUUGGUCAUGCCUUGCGUCGUAUGCGUGUGAACGGUACUCACCUUUCUUACUACCCGAACUUUGUGAAGGAUUCUAGUGCAGCUGAGGACACCACUGGUGCUUCUACGAACCUUUCGUCCGCAACUUACUUGAACUUGUACGAUGGUGGCAGUGAUGGCCAAAACAUUCCUGUUUGGCCUUUAUUGCAACCUGAGCGUGGUGUCGAUGUCGUCUUUGCACUUGACUCCAGCAGUGAUACUUUGACUUACUGGCCUAACGGUACUGCACUUGUGAAGACUUAUGAGCGUAUUACCAAGCGUUCCAAUGUUUCUGCUGCAGGUGACUACAGCGUUAAGCAUUUCCCCUACAUCCCUUCUGUGAAUACCUUCAUCAACCUUGGUCUUAACAAUAAGCCAACUUUCUUUGGUUGUGAUGGUCGUAACACUACUCGUGGUAAUGUUUCUGUUGAUGCAAACACUCCUCCCGUUAUUGUAUACAUGCCCAACGCACCUUGGACCAUGAUGUCCAACACUGCUGAUGACCGUUACCGUUAUGGUCAAGGUAGUAUUCGUGAGCUGGUUGAGAACGGUCGUGGUGCUGCUUCUUUGGGUGGAUCUUCUGAGUUUGCUCAAUGUGUUGCCUGUGCCGUUAUUCAACGUUCUUUGGAGAGACGCAACAUGUCUGCUUCCGCUAAGUGUCAGCAAUGCUUCCAAGAGUACUGCUGGAAUGGUACUCUUGAUGAUCGUCUCUUGGCCAACACCAAGGCUAGAGUUGAUUACCAACCAUUUGUCCGUUCGGGUGCUUCUGCCACUACGAAAAUUACCCUCUCAACCCUCCUGCUUUCCCUUAUUUCCUAUUAUUUCGUUUUUUAAGCAUCCUCUGGUGAUUCAAGCAUAAUUCCGCCGCCUCCUUGAUAGGCGUGUUUUGUUUUCCCCUUCAUGGUUUUUGUCUUAUAGAAAUACGGGGCCUAAUGCUGCCGUGCACACCACACUGACUAGUGCUUAUUGUGUUGGAGGCGAGCUUUCAAUAAUGUCAUGAUGGACCCUUCGAGUCCUUGAAACCUUCCUUUACAGAUUCCGACAACGACGACAAUGAAGAUGGAGUAAUAUAUAUCCUGUACUUUUGUUUCAUGCUAAGAUAUCCACGUCGUGUACUUGAGUCAAUUGGUGUGCAAUGGAAGCAGCAGUUCUCUGACAUAUACCUGAGAGUUGAGUGGCUUUACCGCAGUAGUGAUAUUAAAUGCGAUGAUAUAAAAAAGAUUCAAUAAAUCAAAUAAGCAAAGAGCAAUAAAUAAAUGGAAGAACUACAAAAGAAGAUGCAGACAGGCGAACUGAGUUGGAAAUAAACAGGAAGCAAGCCCCGUAAACAACAUCAGUUGCUUUUGGUUCAGAUAACUAAAAAAAAACAGUUUGAAGCACUGUCAUACUUGGAGACAAAGAAUACAAUGACAAAUUGAACAAUUGUCCUUGAAGGACGCAGUAGAAGAUAUCAUAAAGUACUCCUAAACAUGUCCCGAAAUACUUGAACAUUUCGUUCACAUAGUAAUGGGUUGACCUUCCAAAGCGAGCUUCACAACGUUUUGGCCAGUAGGAAGAAGAGGGUAUGCGAGGAUGAUAUCAAAAAUAAGAGGAAGAAGGAAACGAAUUACCGUCAACACUGACUCAUCAGGGAAGAAGCCGUAAUGAAUAAUGCAGCAAAUGAGGGCGGGUGCGAACGAAUUGACAAGCACGAUAGCAAGUACCGUGCGAUACACUCGAGUUUUGUAUACGUCCUUGUCAGUGGAAACUUGCACGAGUCUCUUGUACAAGAAAAUGCCUGCGAGACCAUACACAAUACCAUCACUGUUCUCUCUGAGGAACCCAGAGAUGCCAAAGGCGAGAUUAUGUCCAAGCAUAUACACAUUAUUGCCAACAAUUUCGAGAACCAAGAACAAAAACACGGCAGCGCUGACACGGCAAAGAGUCUUGCUAGUGGACGGGCCAGUGAUUCCGAAUCCUCCGCCGAGACAAAAGAGUGUGAAUGGGUAAGCAAUCGUCCGGAUAUCUCUUGUUAUAACGUUCACCGUGGAAGGCCAGUCAGAGUUAAGGGGAUCUCCAAAGCUAGUGUUGUCCAGCAAGGUGGUAAACAGAAGCAAUACAUCCAAAGAAAGGACUGUGAACAUAGACCAGUGAACGGGGAGUAUAGAACGUCUUCUUUUCACACACAAGAACAGCCAGAUUCCAGUAAAGAGUGAGAAGAGAGCAGUAACAAAAG